GAUAUCUUCUUCUAUCACACUCUCACAAUUUCAAGAUAGCGAUCGAAGAUAUCAACCAAACAUCAUAUCCCAGCAAAACUAACCGCUGUCAUCACUCAGCAAGCAACUCCUAACCAAUCCUAGCACCAGAUAACGACAAUGAACCAAUUCGAGCAUCCAGUAUACCCGUUUGGUUACACGACCUCAGCACCUCAUUCUCGGGGAUACCUCUAUCCACCAAUGCCGCAGUUUUCUCAGCCACAGCAGCAAGAAGCCCAGAAUCAAACAACCAUGACAAUCACCGUCCACGACAAUGACAUUCUCAUGGGACGAGGAGGCAAGAACAAUAUGCACAUUGGCAAUGAGAAAUUGCGUCAACUGGCCCGUGCCAAGGCCAGCAAGUACAUCAAGGCCGACAAGAGAGAAAAGUCGCUCAUGUCCCUGGACCUGGUCGCUCAGGUCCAUGCCAUGACACCUGCUGGACGCUUUUUGAAGCGUGAUCCUGUCAGCAUGAAUUGGCAGUUGGUGCCUUCGGAACUCGCUCGAGAGAAAGCUUCCCAGUGCUUGCGAGAUGCCGUAUCGCAAAUCAAGAAACGACGUGAUUCCGAUUCGUCGUCUUCUGCUGGCAGUGCCAUGGAAGGAAUCAGCACUCCCAGCAGCAAAGCCACACAAAAGAUGGCCAACAAACAGCAACGCCCAGCACCUGUGACUUCCCAUUCCAAAUCACUCAUCCAGCAGCAUCAGGCGCAACAACAACAGCAGCAGAAAGUCAGGAGCAAGAAACGUGGUGCUGUUCUUGUGGACAUGUCGUCAUCGCAGCCAACCAUGAUGAGGAAUCACAAGAGACAGCGCACCACUCCACAGAAACGAGACGAAAACAACAACAACUACACACCAAUCUCCAUUCCUCCGGCCAUCAUGUCCGACAUGCUCAGCAACUACAGUCCCAUUCCUCUUCGGAACAUUCACAACCCAUCCGUUGUCUCUGAAGACGGACUACCCUUUGCUGAUUUUGACUUGUUCUUUGACAAUCAUUCCCUUAGUGGUGCUCAUGACGAAAACGACCAUGGCUUGGAUGUAUCCGGGUUUCAGUUUUAGUUGUCCUUGUCCGUAUAGUUGUUGCAGGGUUGUUAUAUGUAUCAAGGAUGGUGAAAGUGAAAUGUGUAAAGGAAUCUAUUUGUUAAAAAAGUAAUUACUAGCGUAAUGUCACACGUACAAACUGCUUUCUAGUUUCUCCGCUAGCGUCAGAGGACGCCAUGG
Messenger RNA from Seminavis robusta, 1239 nucleotides. Lineage: Eukaryota; Bacillariophyta; Bacillariophyceae; Naviculales; Naviculaceae. The record is from the annotation of a GenBank genome assembly.